Molecule: messenger RNA, 261 nt
Organism: Musa acuminata AAA Group (dessert banana)
Lineage: Eukaryota; Viridiplantae; Streptophyta; Magnoliopsida; Zingiberales; Musaceae
Product: probable histone H2A.6
Exons: 1
Coding region: 1-261 (86 amino acids)
Molecular function (GO): protein heterodimerization activity
Source: RefSeq, a predicted model, not a curated record
AUGAAGAAGCGUGUCUCCCGGUCCGUCAAGGACGACAUCCAGUUCCCGGACGGUCGCUACGCCCAACGCGUCGGUCUCGCGUCUCAUGUGAUAGAUGAGUGGAUUCAUGAAGCUUCGACUUCUCGUCUUCACUGGGAUCUUCUGGCGGACGUGAGCAUUGCCCACGGCGGAAUGCUCCCCGACAUCAACCAGGUGUUGCUGCCGAAGAAGACGGACGAGGUCUCCGAGGAACCCAAGUCGGGCGCCCAAGAAGGCUGCUAA